AUGUCGUUGUCUACUUUACUGCACCUUAUCUGGCACUUUACGGAGAGCAACGUUCCGACGUUUGUACUCCCCAACUCGGCCUUUGGUCUACUCGCAGCCCUCGCGGCGCCUCUGCUCACCAAUUGUUCCGAGCGUCCCUCCUCCCAAAUCCUCCUUGUCCGCACACUCCGAGUGAUCCUCUUCAACUGGGCUAAUGUUUUCGUAUUCGAUCUGGCUAACCAGCGCCUUCCCGAGUCGAGAUUGGAGGACCGGCUGAACAAACCAUGGCGACCCCUUCCGACCGGACGCAUCAGCCCGGAGACGACCCGUCGGUGGAUGCUGGUCACUAUCCCCUUCGUUUUAUGUGUCAGCACCAUCCUCGGAGUGGCGACGGAAAGCGCCUUUAUCAUAAUCCUGACCUGGCUCUACAACGAUCUGCAUGGUGGCGACGAAAUCAUCCGAGACGGGAUCAUCGCAUGUGGAUACGCUCUCUAUCUGACCGGCUCAAUGCGUAUUGCCUGUGGCCUGGACUGCCAUAUUUCGGAACAUGGAUAUCGCUGGAUUGCGAUGAUGAGCGGGAUCAUCGUGACAACAAUGCAGGUGCAAGACUUGAAAGACCAGAUAGGGGACCGGACUCGAGGACGCAAGACCCUUCCGCUCGUGUUAGGGGAUACGGUCUCACGUUGGACUAUUGCCGGUUUCACCUUGUUCUGGAGCAUUUUGUGUUCCUACUUCUGGAGGAUGUCCCUGUGGGGAUAUGCAUUGCCAAUGCUGACAGGCUUUGGGGUCGCGUUGGACGUGGUAAGCGGGUCUCACGAUGCGAGAGCUUGGCGAUGCUGGUGUGCGUGGCAGGUGGUGAUUUAUGCGCUGCCCUGGUUGGUUUCGACACAGAAUUAA
This is a messenger RNA of Penicillium brasilianum, 876 nucleotides long. The record is from the annotation of a GenBank genome assembly. Lineage: Eukaryota; Fungi; Ascomycota; Eurotiomycetes; Eurotiales; Aspergillaceae.